AUGUCCUUCCUCCGCCGCAGGCUCGCGGACCUGGACUCCCUCCCCACGCCCAUCGACAGCUCCAUGGCCGACCUGGGCACCAGGGCAGAGGUGCCCGAAUCCACCUCCACCAUCGCCCCCUAUCACUCCAACCUGGCUGGCGUCAAUCAAGCCCUUAACUUGGCCUUCGUCGACGCGCUCUGGUGGACACUGGGCAUCAUGGCCAUGAUCAUCCUGGUGAUCCGGUUCGGACAGAUCGCCUGGGCCCAGCUUCGACGAGUUUCAGCCAUGGCCGUCCCCGCAGAGGCUCAAGAGUACUGGAAGAGGGCACAGUCAAACUGGAUGCCUUGGUUGAAGCGCAACAUCAUCUACGCCCCCUUCUGGAAAAAGCGCCACAACCGUGAGUUCAGGCUCUCCAAAGCCGGCCACAUGGGCGUCCUCCCAUCUCGCCUUCACAGCAUUAUCCUCUUCAUCUGGCUGGCGAGCAACUUUGUGUACAUGUUCGUCCUCAACUGGCGCAACGCCAACGUCUUCUCCUUUGCCGCCGAGGUCCGUGGACGCUCUGGAACCCUGUCUGUCGUCAACAUGGUACCCCUGAUUAUCUUUGCUGGCCGCAAUAACCCCUUGAUCUCCUGGCUGAAGAUUAGCUUUGACACCUACAACCUGCUCCACCGCUGGAUGGGCCGUUUGUCGGUCAUUGAGGCCGUCAUCCACACCAUUGCUUGGAUGUACGUCAGGCAUGCCGACGGCGGUUGGGAGGCUGUCACCUCUCGCAUCUUCCACAAGGCCUUUGAGGCAUCCGGCAUGCUAGGUACCGUGGCUCUUGUCCUCAUCCUAAUUCUCUCGCUUUCGCCCAUCCGCCACGCUUUCUACGAGACCUUCCUCAACGUCCACAUCAUCCUGGCGCUCAUCACCUUCGUCUGCACCUACAUUCACUGUGUCGCCUCGGCCCAUCCCGGUGGCCUUCCUCAGCUGCCCUGGAUGAUGGCCAUCUUCGUACUGUGGUUCGCUGAGCGCCUCGCUCGCGUCCUGCGCACGGCCUACAUGAACUGGUCCGACAGGGGUCUGACCGAGGCCGUCUGCGAGCCCAUGCCUGGUGACUGCACCCGAGUUACCAUGCACCUGCCCCGUUACGUCGACGUCAAGCCCGGCACUCACUGCUAUCUUCGCUUCGCCAAGGUUUCUCCUUGGGAGUGCCACCCUUUCUCUGUCGCCUGGGUCGACCAUAUUCCUAUCCACGACAAGCUUGGAAUGAACAACUCUGACUUUGACGAGGAGAAGCAGCCGAUGAACGCCGUUGACCGUAAGAACUCAACAACGUCUGUAUCCUUCGUCAUUGGCGCCCAUACUGGCUUCACCCGCAAGCUCUACGACACCGCACGUGCCUCGGGUGCCCCCGCUAUCACACUCCGCGCCGCCCUCGAGGGCCCCUACGCCGGCCAUCACGAGCUUGACUCAUAUGGCCACGCGGUUCUGUUUGCUGGCGCUACCGGCAUCACUCACCAACUUUCAUACCUCAAGCCUCUCAUCGAAGGUUACAACGCUGGCACUGUGGCGACAAGGCGCAUCACACUUGUUUGGAUUGUGCGUGACUACGAAGCGCUCGAGUGGGUGCGCCCUUGGAUGGACACGGUUCUGCGCAUGCCCGGCCGUCGCGACAUUCUGCGCAUCCAGCUGUUUGUGACACGACCCAAGAACCCGCGCGAGAUCGUUUCCGCAAGCUCAACUGUUCAGAUGUUCCCCGGCCGACCAAGCGUCGCGACGCUCCUGCGCAAGGAGGUCGAGGAACAGAAAGGCGCGAUGUGUGUGACAGUUUGUGGACCUGGCGCACUUGCCGAUGACGUCCGACAUGCUGUACGACAGGUCCAGGACGAAGACACGGUGGUCGACUUUGUGGAGGAGAGCUUUACGUGGUAA
Messenger RNA from Verticillium nonalfalfae, 1896 nucleotides. RefSeq lists its product as uncharacterized. Gene Ontology annotation, biological process: copper ion import; intracellular iron ion homeostasis; iron ion transport. Gene Ontology annotation, cellular component: plasma membrane. Lineage: Eukaryota; Fungi; Ascomycota; Sordariomycetes; Glomerellales; Plectosphaerellaceae. Bases 1 to 1896 code for a protein of 631 amino acids. The transcript has a single exon. The record is from RefSeq and is a predicted model, not a curated record. Gene Ontology annotation, molecular function: ferric-chelate reductase activity.